GGAAUCGAAAGAUUUAGUCUUACAACACCAAUUUAAUCUUUCGUUCAUUCAUUCGUCACUAAAGUCAAGUGUCAAAAAUGUUGAUGGACAUGUUAUUUUACUGUCAAGCAGUGUGAAACAUAAAUAAAGCGUAUGAGUUUUUAUAGAAAUCAUGACUUAAUACUUAGGCCUAAACAGUUAAUAUGAAAUAAUUUAUUUAAAAAUAUAUCAACUACUUACGUAUUCGUUUUAAUGACAUUAUGGAUGGAUUAAUUCACGCGGCAUUGGAAGCAGAGGUAAUAUUAAAUCGCGCGAAACAUGUGAAUACCAACUUAUCGCCAUUUGACAGUGGUGUCCCAGACCAUAAAAUGACUUGGACUCAUGAUAAAAUGCAUCUAGCGGAGCCAGUCGAUGAAUCUAGGACGAAGGUCCAACGGAGUGUUGGUGGUGCGCCAUCUAAAACUCUAGAGAAAUUCGAUUUGUUUAAGAAAUUACAUGAGUUGUACAGUGAGUUGAGUCGGGAUGAAGUGUUGCAUGGAAACUUUCAGGGGCUGAAAACAUCAUCAUACUUAUUAGAAAAGUUACUAGCAAAGUACAAUCUUAAUACUUUAAUUGUAAACCUAUAUCCAGGGAACAAGGGAUAUUCCUUAUCACUAAAAAUCAAUGGCAAUACACAGCACAACCCUGGAGAUCCUAAUACAUCAACUAGCCAAGAUGAGACAUUAAUAGAGACCCCUCGGUGGCCAUAUGAGGAGGAGGAUUUGCUUAGUUACAUAGACAAUGAAGAGUUACCCGUGGUGCUGCUGGACUUACUAGAGGCGGAGCAUUCCUGCCUGUUCUACUCUGGCUGUAUUAUAGCACAAAUAAGGGACUACAGACAGGCAUAUCCAAGUUUCUUGUGUGAUACUCACCAUGUGCUUUUGAGACCGACCAAUCAGAGUAUAAUAACGGACGCGUCGUGCAUCGGCGGGCGCUGCGGCUGGGCGGGCGAGGAGCGCGGCGCGCUGGAGGCCGUGGAGGCGGCGCUCGUGCACGCGGCCGCGCCGCCGCUGUGUCUGGACCCGCGGCCCGCGGUCGGCCUGCUGGCCGCCCGGCUGCACGCCGCGCCCCGGCUGUUGAACACCCCCCGGAUACGGCGGCAGGCCCGGCGGUUCUCGCAGGCGGCGCUCGUGCACGCGGCCGCGCCGCCGCUGUGUCUGGACCCGCGGCCCGCCGUCGGCCUGCUGGCCGCCCGGCUGCACGCCGCGCCCCGGCUGUUCAACACCCCCCGGAUACGGCGGCAGGCCCGGCGGUUCUCGCAGGUUACAUCACUCUCUCUAGGGCUGGAGGCCGUGGAGGCGGCGCUCGUGCACGCGGCCGCGCCGCCGCUGUGUCUGGACCCGCGGCCCGCGGUCGGCCUGCUGGCCGCCCGGCUGCACGCCGCGCCCCGGCUGUUGAACACCCCCCGGAUACGGCGGCAGGCCGUGGAGGCGGCGCUCGUGCACGCGGCCGCGCCGCCGCUGUGUCUGGACCCGCGGCCCGCGGUCGGCCUGCUGGCCGCCCGGCUGCACGCCGCGCCCCGGCUGUUCAACACCCCCCGGAUACGGCGGCAGGCCCGGCGGUUCUCGCAGGUUACAUCACUCUCUCUAGGGCUGGAGGCCGUGGAGGCGGCGCUCGUGCACGCGGCCGCGCCGCCGCUGUGUCUGGACCCGCGGCCCGCCGUCGGCCUGCUGGCCGCCCGGCUGCACGCCGCGCCCCGGCUGUUCAACACCCCCCGGAUACGGCGGCAGGCCCGGCGGUUCUCGCAGGUUACAUCACUCUCUCUAGGGCUGGAGGCCGUGGAGGCGGCGCUCGUGCACGCGGCCGCGCCGCCGCUGUGUCUGGACCCGCGGCCCGCGGUCGGCCUGCUGGCCGCCCGGCUGCACGCCGCGCCCCGGCUGUUGAACACCCCCCGGAUACGGCGGCAGGCCCGGCGGUUCUCGCAGGUUACAUCACUCUCUCUAGGGCUGGAGGCCGUGGAGGCGGCGCUCGUGCACGCGGCCGCGCCGCCGCUGUGUCUGGACCCGCGGCCCGCGGUCGGCCUGCUGGCCGCCCGGCUGCACGCCGCGCCCCGGCUGUUGAACACCCCCCGGAUACGGCGGCAGGCCCGGCGGUUCUCGCAGGUGGCUGUAAAUAGGAAAAGAAAACUGGACCAAUUCACUCAUUACCAUGGUUUGGAGCUGCUAGAGCUGAUCCACAGGCAGAGAGCGAAGAAUAGUAGGCAGUCCGUUCCUCACACUCGGUUGACGUCCAAAUUUCCAAAGAAACCACCAGAGGUAUUCAAGCCUAUAGAGGGGGCUCGCAUGGAGCCGGCGCCGCUGGCGCCGCCCUCGUCGCCCACGGCGCCGCUGCGGCUGGCGCGCGCCUACGAGCGGCCGCGCGCCACGCCCGACUGCCAGCCGCAGCUGGUGGAGGAGUACGUGCUGGAGACCGAGAAGACCCCCCCCCACGCCGGCGCCGGCUUCUUCCACAUCAAGCUGUCCAUCCUGCAGCGGCCCUCAGACCAGGAGUUCCUGGGGGAGCUCUAUGUCGACAGAGACCAUGUCGACGGCGAGAGGAACGGAGCGGCGUGCCGGUUUACCUUAGGUUCAAGACUGCAAGCCAACAAGUACAUCCAGCAGUUCACCGAGAUCUUCACGGAGGAGGGCCGCAAGUCCGUGCGGAUAAAGCACAUAGUGCCCGGGCAGCUGCCGAGGGUGUCCUUCACUGGCGGCAUGAGGGAGAUGUUCACCGAGAUCUUCACGGAGGAGGGCCGCAAGUCCGUGCGGAUAAAGCACAUAGUGCCCGGGCAGCUGCCGAGGGUGUCCUUCACUGGCGGCAUGAGGGAGAUGUUCACCGAGAUCUUCACGGAGGAGGGCCGCAAGUCCGUGCGGAUAAAGCACAUAGUGCCCGGGCAGCUGCCGAGGGUGUCCUUCACUGGCGGCAUGAGGGAGAUGUUCACCGAGAUCUUCACGGAGGAGGGCCGCAAGUCCGUGCGGAUAAAGCACAUAGUGCCCGGGCAGCUGCCGAGGGUGUCCUUCACUGGCGGCAUGAGGGAGAUGGUAAGACAAUUACAACCGAGCUACGUCUACGUCUGCAGACUCCAGACUGCCAGCCAACAAGUACAUCCAGCAGUUCACCGAGAUCUUCACGGAGGAGGGCCGCAAGUCCGUGCGGAUAAAGCACAUAGUGCCCGGGCAGCUGCCGAGGGUGUCCUUCACUGGCGGCAUGAGGGAGAUGACUCCAGACUGCAACCCAAAAAGUAUAUCCAGCAGUUCACCGAGAUCUUCACGGAGGAGGGCCGCAAGUCCGUGCGGAUAAAGCACAUAGUGCCCGGGCAGCUGCCGAGGGUGUCCUUCACUGGCGGCAUGAGGGAGAUGGGCCAGCAAUUAUUGCAGCAGCGCUCAGCGGCGGCCAGCAAUGCGACGGUACACACGCACGCUACUACGGGACCUGUUGUAACGCCGGCGAUAUCGGCGACCCCUAAUACUCAUACAAAUGCGCGGCAACUUCCCAUAUUGCAAGCCCAGCUGCAACAAGUUGCGACCGCGAGCAACGUGGCAGCGGGCGGCAGUGCAGGCACCGUGGGCGUGGGUAGCGUGGGCGUGGGCACCGUGGGCGUGGGCAGCGUGGGCGUGGGCAGCGUGGGCGUGGGCAACGUGGGCGUGGCGGCGGCCGUGGCCGAUCCCGCGCUGAAGCAGCUCCCGUCGCCCACCACUCCGAGACUGUCGCCGCAGGUGCAAAAUGCGAGCCACGACAUUCAUUCGACGCAGGCGUCGACGAACCAGUUGCUCGCGCAGCAGCUCACCAACCCGCCGCAGCCGCUCAACCCGCAGAAGAUGCAGUCGGCCAUCAUACACAUACAGCACCCGCUCAUGUCCACCACGGGCACCUCGCAGGUGCAGAACAUACAUUACUCGAGCGCGUCGAGUGCGCAACAGAAGCCCACCAUAACCAAGCCGCGGACGACCAACCCGGCCAUCAGCGCGCUCGUCACCAGUCUCAUGAACUCCGCACAACAGUUCCAACAAGCCGCGAGUCAGAAGUCAGCUGUCAGCAUAGCAAGUACCAGCGCCAACAAGACGAUACUGAACCUGCUGAACAGCGCGCCGGCCGCCAUGACGCACGUGUCGUCCACCGCCGACAGCAUCGAGCACAAGCUGCUGGGGCGGACCGUGUCCAUCGCCGGGGCGAGACUCAUCACUGCCACCACGGCGAGCCACACCAUGCCCACCUUCACGCAGCAGGUAUCUGCAGUCACCACAGACAGUACCAGCGCCAACAAGACGAUACUGAACCUGCUGAACAGCGCGCCGGCCGCCAUGACGCACGUGUCGUCCACCGCCGACAGCAUCGAGCACAAGCUGCUGGGGCGGACCGUGUCCAUCGCCGGGGCGAGACUCAUCACUGCCACCACGGCGAGCCACACCAUGCCCACCUUCACGCAGCAGGUAUUAGGAGGUUACACUUGCGAAUCGAACGAAACAACGAACGUCUCGAGCAGCGAGAGCGCGCUCCUGGAGCGGCUGAUGGGACCCGAACCUGCGUCAUCCGCGCCGCCGCAGCCCGUGUGCCAUGUGCAGGGUCUAAGCCUAGCGUCGCUGCAAGGUCUGCAAGGUCUCCAGGGCCUGCAGAACGUGCAGGUGCAGAUCCCGGGGCUGGCGGCGCCCAUCUCGCUCUCGCUCAACGUGUCGGGCGCGCCUUCCGGCCUGCUCGUGUCCGUGCCGCCCACCACAUCCGUCGUGCUCAACCAGCCCUCCGUGCUGUCGCUGCCCAUAGCCCAGCUGGUGGGCGGCGGCGUGAAGGGCGGCGUGCGCGGCGGCGUGCAGGUGGUGCGCGGGGUCGCGGGGGUCUCGGGGGUCGCGGGGGUCUCGGGGGUCGCGGGGGUCGCGGGGGUCGCGGGGGUCGCAGGGAGCGGCGCGCGCCCCGCCGUGCGCCCCGCGCGGCCCGCGCUGCGCGCCGCCACGCCGCAUCUCCCCACCGUGCGGCCCGGUACCGCUCAGUUCAUCACACAAGCGCAAGCGCAGGCGCUGACGGCGCAGCAGGCGCGGAGACAAUCCAACCCCGACAGCUCCUAG
This is a messenger RNA of Cydia amplana, 5054 nucleotides long. RefSeq lists its product as uncharacterized. Gene Ontology annotation, biological process: regulation of transcription by RNA polymerase II. Gene Ontology annotation, cellular component: SAGA complex. The record is from RefSeq and is a predicted model, not a curated record. Gene Ontology annotation, molecular function: transcription coregulator activity. NCBI's taxonomy places the organism in Eukaryota, Metazoa, Arthropoda, Insecta, Lepidoptera, Tortricidae.